UCUGUAGCGCUUCCUCGUUAGUUGUCAAGGCUUUCGUGUGCGCGAGAUGUUGGAAGGGGCGGAGGCUGAGCACCGACUCCAGUAUAUACACGAUGAAGGUUGGGUGUCGGGGAGGUUCCCAGCGCAUGUUGCAAAGCAGCAAAUCAAGGUUGGGAAAGGCGGCUAAAGAGUAACCGAAACAACGCAUCCUUUUGGGAAGAGAACGAAGAAAGGAGGAAACGACACAAGAUCUCCUAGGGCCGAAGAUACACUCGAAUAUACGCUAUUCUUUAGGACAACCAAGAGAGGAAAGCAGUGCUAUACAGAUCCAAACGAAACCAAAUUCAUGGCAGAGAUUGGACAAAUUAUCACUAAGAGAGUAGUAAACUUUUCAUUAAACUGAAUGGAAUUAACCUUCCCACUCCUCCAACUGAAAACUAAGCUAACAAACAAAAAAGGCAGGCCCUGGUUUAAUCUUUAUUAUGGUCGUUUUUGUUUUUCACAUUUUGAGCAGUCGUGUAUAAAUUUCUUGGUCCGGUAUGAAACAGAUAGUUUCUUUAAUUUAUAGAAACCUUGCAAGUUAAUUGGUUUUUCUGCAAUUUAAAACUUUUUUUUAUAUUUUGGUUUAAAUCUUUCCUCGCCAGUGUUGUUUUUUUUUUUUUUUUCACUCUUUUUUUUAAUCUGCCAUUAUUGGACUUGUUAGACAAUGCUUUACCUGAAAAAGUAUUUCACGGAGGGACUUAUUCAGUUCACAAUUUUGCUAAGCCUGAUUGGCAUAAGAGUUGAUGUGGAUACAUACUUGAAUUCCCAGUUGCCACCACUGCGAGAAAUCAUUUUGGGACCCAGUUCUGCUUACACCCAAACCCAAUUUCACAACCUGAGGAACACCCUGGAUGGCUAUGGCAUCCAUCCCAAGAGUGUUGAUCUAGAUUACUACUUCACAGCACGUCGGUUACUCAGUGAGGUUCGAUCAUUGGACAGGCUACAGGUGCCCAGCACAGAACUCAGUGCCUGGCUAGUACAUCGUGACCCAGAGUGCUCUGUAUCCAAUAGUCAAGUCAACCCCACCAUUACCCUGGAGAAUGCCAAUAGUCUGGAGGAGGUGGCCAACUCUGAGACCUCAACAAUGAGGAAUAAUGGAAGUUUAGAUCCAUUAUACAGUGAAGAAAUGGAUGAGAAUCGAGGAGCUGUGGCCCGAGAUGACAAUGAUGAUGACCUAACCAAAGAGGACAUAGAUUUAAUUGAUAUUUUAUGGCGGCAAGAUAUUGACUUGGGGGCAGGCCGUGAUGUGUUCGAUUAUAGCAACCGGCAAAAAGACAAUGAAGUGGAGAAGCCACAGAGUGAUGACAGAGAGUAUGGUGAGAGCUGGAGGAAUGGCCUGAACUCACGAGGAACUCCGGACUCGUUGCCUGUAGAUGGCGAGACAGGAGAGAGCAUUCCCGAGCAAGUUACUGGCCUUACAGAUCAGACUGCCUUAUCCUUGCAGGAAUGCCUUCGUUUGCUAGAGGCCACAUUUCCUUUUGGUGAAGAAGCUGAGUUUUCAGGCACUGUUGGUCCUGAAUUGGAAGGCCCUUCAACAUCCUCUUCUCAGACACCACUGCUGUCCCCUCUACUGCCAUCCACAGAUGUUCCUCUGGACCUAGAGCAACAAUGGCAGGACAUCAUGGCCCUCAUGGAGCUUCAGGAGAUGGAAGUAAAUAGUUCUUUAGACACCUCAUUUAACGGGCAUUCUGGGGAAGGGCCUUCUGAUAAUUUCAAUCUGUCCAGCAACACUCCUAUAAAUGAAGAUGUAAGUCUGCACCAAGCCUCCCUUCCCAGCUGCAGCCAAGACUUUCCUGUUUUUUUCAACCCAGAGUUAGUAAACUCAUGCACCAUGGAGACUGGACCUCCUGACACCCUUUUAAGCCUGUCUUCAAGCAAUUCCACUGAUGUCAAUGCCACCUUUGGAGCCACUAACCUCACGGACAUGUUUCUCCCUCCUCCUCUCAACGAUACUUCUAACAGCACAGCAACCCCAGACCUUGCUGACCCCAUCAGUACCUUACUGGAGGAAGCAAUGCUGGAUGAGAUUAGUUGGUUGGAUCUUGCCAUGGAGGAAGGAUUCAGUCAAGCACAGGCAUCUCAGCUGCAGGAGGAGUUGGACUCUGACUCUGGACUUUCUCUUGAUUCUGGCCGAAGCCCAGCUUCUCCAAGUAGCUCAGAAACGUCAUCCUCCUCCUCCUCCUCUUCCUCCUCCUCCUCCUCUUCUUCUUUCUCCGAGGAGGGUGCUGUGGGAUACAACACUGAUUCUGAAACAGUUGAUUUUGACGAAGGAGCUGUUGGGGGCUAUCAGCCAGAGUACAGCAAGUUUUGUCGAAUGAGCUACCAAGAUCCUUCUCAGUUCCACUAUCUACCCCAGCUUGAGCAUGUCAACCAUAACCACACUUAUAACUUACCCCCAAGCUCACCACAGGAAGAUGAACUGAACCUUACUGUCGGUGCCAGCAAGAAGUCCAAUGGUGCACGAGAUAGGCAUCAUGAGGACUUUAUAGAUAGACAGUCUAGCCGUGAUGAGAAAAGAGCAAGGGCCAUGAAGAUCCCUUUUUCUAACGAGAAGAUCAUCAACCUUCCUGUUGAAGAAUUCAAUGAGCUCAUUUCUAAGCACCACUUGAGUGAGGCACAGUUAACUCUUAUUCGAGACAUUCGCAGACGAGGCAAGAACAAGAUGGCUGCACAAAACUGCCGCAAGCGUAAGUUGGACACCAUUCUGAAUUUAGAGCACAGUGUUGAUGACCUGCGCAAGGACAAGUCCAGGCUUCUCAAGGAGAAAAUGGAGUUCAUCCGGUCCAUCCGACAGAUGAAGCAGAAGGUGCAGGACCUUUACCAAGAGGUGUUCAAUCGGCUGCGGGAUGAGAAUGGCAGGCCCUACCCAGCUAAUGAGUAUUCCCUGCAGUAUGGGAGUGACGGCAGUGUCAUUGUGAUGCCCAGGAACUUGGCAGUUGAGCAGGGCAGGAAGCCAGAUAAGAAACACAAAGACAAGAAGAAAUGAAAUUCUGUUUGAAGAUGAUGCUCGGGACUCUUGUGGAAAAGAGAAAAUUAAAAUACUUUUUUUCUUUUUCUUUUUCCUACCAUGAAGCACAAUGGUUUGCUUUAGAAAGAAAAAAGACAAGCCCAACAAAAUGAGAUUUGAAUAGUAAAACUGAAAGCAGAGCUUACAGAAAAUGGUCUGCAUACGUUUGUGUCAAAUCUGGCAUCUGCAGGUCAAUUAGAAAGAGGAAGGGGGUUUUUAAUUUAAUGUUUCUGUCCUGUUCCCUCACCCCACCCCCCUCCCAAAAGGUGGCAAAUUCGCUUUUAGGGAUGGAGGUCAACAGUGGGACUGGAUCACAAAUCUGUUUGCUUGUUUCAGUUGCUUGGGACUUAGUGGGCACAAGCUUGUCUCAUCCUGUGGAGGGUUACAAGAGACUUCUGCUCCCUAAUAAUAGUAAUUGGGACAAAAGGUGUCUUCAUCCAUUAAAAGCCUCCCUGUGAGGUUUGUGGUUGUCCAUCUUGGAAUGUUGUGGCUUUUGGAAGAGGAAGACCCCUGCUGCGAGGGUCAUAAAAAUGAAUGUUGGGAAGGACUCUGAGGAAGAAAGAAAUACUUUGCAUUUUAGAAAAUGUUUACCAAAGUUGUUUGCUGUCUCUCUUUUUUUUUUUUUUUUGUCCUUUUUCUUUGAUGGGUUUAAUUACUUGCACUUGGUAAAUGCACCUGGGCGGAGGGAAGUGUACACCUUUUUUGACUUCAUACAAAGCAGCUAGGAUUUUUCUUUGUACGGAGACUGGAGUUCUUUUGUGAAAAGGAAUGCUUGUCAUGCUUGAAGUGGCAAUAGGACCAGCUGCUUAGAUUAGCCAGUGUGAGCUAGAUGGUGAGCCUUGCACGAAGAUGGUAAAUUGCAAGUAUAGACUGCUAAAGUUUUAGUGCUGAAGUUUCCAUAAUAAAUAAUGUAAGAUUUAUUUGCAAAAAGAGAGAGAAGAAAUAGCCCAAGAGCUCUGCUUGCCUUCUUUAUGAGGAACGAGUUAUUGUUUGGAAAACGCUACCUAAAUUCUGCAAUUAAUAGUAAAUUGACAAUAAAGCGCCAAAGGUUAGGACUUCCCUCACCACACUACUAGUGCAACAAUACUUUAUUGUUGGCUUUUUCACUCGCCUUAUAGUGUGCAGUAUUGAGCACCUACGUUGUGUUUUUUCAAGUAAUAUAUUAAUUUAUCUAUAUGCUUAAAAAUCAAGCAGAUAUACAGUGUAGCAAUCCAUUCAACUCCUAUUGUCAAUUGAGAAAAAAAAAAUAUGUGUAUAGUACUCUUUGCUGGGCAUAGGCUCAUAGAACUGUAACAAGUUCACAGAUAAAGUUCAUUUGCAAACUUUACAAACCACAAUGUACACACAAACACACACACAGAUUAAAAAUAUACAUUAUAAACGCACAUUAAACAAGGCCAUUUCAAACAGAGUUGUCUAUUGAUAUUAUUGUAGAGAAAUGUCCAGUUGACAAUGGAGGAAUUGGAAAACAAAAAGUCCAGUCAGUUGCAUUGAUUCCAUAAUACUGGUUUGCCCACAUUGUGCAGAUUGGGAGGCAGUUUUACUGGGUCAUAUGAUUUUAAUUAUGUCCAUCCAUGCAUUAUCCAACCCACUAUAUCCUAACACAGGGUCAUGGGGGGGUCUGCUGGAGCCAAUCCCAGAGGCUGCAAGGCAGGAAACAAACCCUGGGCAGGGCGCCAGCCCACCGCAGUUAUGCCCAUUUAAUUCAUUUUAUUUUUGCAUGGUGCUCUUCAGUGAAUGCAGGCACAGUGACAAGCGCACACAUAGAUACAACAUAAAACUUUACAAAUUACUAAUUCCGUAAUGAACACUUAUAUACAGACACAGAUUUGUGUAAACAGACAGGAAAGCAAAGUAGUUUGAAGCUGAUUAACGUCAAUGGAACCCAACAGUAUCGGUCCACUAAUUAAUUGUUGAACUACAGCUAGUUGGCAUGAAGCUGAUUAACGUCAAUGGAACCCAACAGUAUCGGUCCACUAAUUAAUUGUUGAACUACAGCUAGUUGGCAGUAGAGGAGAGGAAAACAAAAACUCAGCUAGCAGCAUCCCUGGCGAAUAUACACCUCUGGGGGUCCAAAGCAAAGUCAUAAGAUUAAGUCAAGACAGUCACGGUAUUUGAUGUAGAAAAAAACAAAACACUGUGUGGGUUAAGAUCUUUCUUUAAUUAAGCAAGAUGGGAAUCCAUAUCUUGGGGAGUAAUACAUAACUUGGGGGAGGGGGGGUUAUAGGGCUUCUCUCAUUAUCCAGUGCAUUUGCCAAUCUAUUAAUCAUUUUAUUUUCCUUAUAGAUUGAAUGCUUUAGGGCACUGAUGCUGUCCUUGCAGCUAUUUUUUGUGUCUGCCCUACAGAGAUGGAAACUGGGGGCUUGAGCUAGAGUGUUUGGCACUGUUUUGACCAUUAUCUUGGUCCUCUGCAAAAUGUGCAGUGCUUCAAAAUGAAGGGAGUCAUGCAACUCUGAUGUCGUUACAGGUAAAAUGAACUACCAUAACCUUUUUGACAUUUGCAUUAAUUACUUUUAUGUCACUUUCCUUAUAUAAAAAAAAAAAAAAAAAAAAAGAUGUAGCAAAUUGCAAAACUUCAUUUUGUUUGAACACCGUUAUUUGUGGAGGAAAGCCAAGCAGUUAUUUAUCUUGAACGUUUGCCAUAUGCUUUCUUUUCCAAAUUGCACGUAUUGGCAGGACAUUUGCAAACGGCGGAUCUCAUGCCUCUGUUAGACCCAUCCUGGAAUGAGUGGGACCCAACGCACAUCUUCGUUUUUGUGUUCUUUCAUACAGGUGCACGCAAGGCUCCGUAGAGAUGCUGUUGCAUUUCCCAUGCUGCUCAGACUGGGUGAAUAAACCUUAGGCUGUAGAUUGCUUGGUAGGAGCCUUUUUAUUUUUUCUGUGUUGGUAGUUUCAUGACUCUGGAAAUUUAUGAAAUUUCAAUUUACAAGCUUUUUUUUUUUUUUUUUUUUCUUCUCAUCAUGAUGAUUGCGAGGAUGUCCCUUUUGGUUCAUAUAUAUAAUAUAUAUAUAUAUUUAUAUAAUUUUUUUUUUUUUCUUCCUAUCUGCACAAGCGUGGCUUAAACAACAAUACACUGUCUAUCCAAACAGUUCCGUUGCAUAUUCUACAGAGUAAUCACUAAUGCUUCAGGAUGCUUCCCUGCCAGUUCAUGUGUGUGCCCAUACCACUUACAGAUCCACCACAGUUUAUUCUGAUUUGGGUGGGAUUUUUUAUUUAUUUAUUUUUUUUUUGAGUUUGAGGUUUUUACUGUCUCCUGUUGUUUGUAACUGGGUUACAAAAGGCUCCCAGUUUUCCUUGAGUGUCUAGAGAAUGGUUGGACUUGUUGAUUUUUAUGUACUUUGCUGUGAAAGCAGUUGUGCACUUGCACUGUAUUAUUUUGUUACCUAAAGAGAGGCUGCCUUUGCGCUCAACUUUUUUUUGGCAGUUCAUACAAAUGUGGAAGCUUGAUGGGUUAGCCUGCCUUUUGGCAGGAAGUGCCGUUUCCACUUAGUAUUUUGGGGUGUGUGACUGGAUUGCUGUCAACCUACCCCACUACAUUCUCGGUUGUCUCCUGCAUUAUAGUGUUAUCUUGACCAUCCUCUGUGCCAAGUAACACUUUUAAGAAACUCAAGUACGUUCAUUCGUUAAUUGAUGGCCUAGCCAAAGCUAGAGGUGUUGUCUACAAGGUUGAGCCCCUGCUCCCCCUUGAAGUAUAUUUCAUGGCUGUUCCAUCUUUGAUCAGUCAUUUGGAAUUACGAUUGAUGUACUUUCUCCAACUUGAAAUUAGAUUCUGCCUACACCCCUGGUUGUCAGCAGUUACUUUUCAUGUCUCCAUGUCAAACACCAGAAAUGAGAUGUCAUGCCACAAUUUCCCACACGACAAGAACACUUGAGUGGGUGUUUCUGUUUUGCUUGAAAGUGAUACACUGGGAUUAAAAUGCUCCAAAGCACUUUUAAAUUAAUUUGUAUGUUGCUUAAAGAUACCUUGUGUCUCCUCUUUAUUUUUAUUUCUUAAUAUGUUCGUGUUCUGUUGGAUUUACUGUUCUGUUUUUGUACAGUUCUGAGUGUUUCGUGUCAAAGGAAAGCUCUGUACCCCUUUACUUUUUUUGUGUGUGUGUGUCUGUGUGUGUGUGUAUAAAACUGAUGUAUACUCAUGCACACCAUUUUUGUUUUUUAAUUCUGAAUAUUUGCUAGCAAUCUGGGAUUGUUCUAAUGAAAUAAAAAUUUGUUUUAUUUUCA
Molecule: messenger RNA, 7246 nt
Organism: Erpetoichthys calabaricus (reedfish)
Lineage: Eukaryota; Metazoa; Chordata; Cladistia; Polypteriformes; Polypteridae
Gene: nfe2l1b
Product: nfe2 like bZIP transcription factor 1b
Exons: 6
Coding region: 686-3007 (773 amino acids)
Biological process (GO): regulation of transcription by RNA polymerase II
Cellular component (GO): nucleus
Molecular function (GO): DNA-binding transcription factor activity, RNA polymerase II-specific; RNA polymerase II cis-regulatory region sequence-specific DNA binding
Source: RefSeq, a predicted model, not a curated record